GAAUUGUGUUCGAAAACGGGACUACAGAGAAUGGAUCUCCGUGAAUCAAUUACCAACCAAACCAACGUUUCAUUCACCAUCGCCAACCAUUUGUUUUCAAAUGUAUCUCACAGUGAUAUGAACAUCGUCUUCUCGCCAUUGUUGCUCCAUCUUGUGCUUAGCAUCAUCGCUGCUGGCUCCGACGGUCCCGUACAACAACAGCUUCUCUCAUUCCUCCAAUCCAAAUCCACCGAUCAUCUCAUCUCCUUCGCCUCUCAGCUUGUUUCCGUCGUCCUCACCGAUGCUUCUCCAGCUGGCGGACCUCUCCUCUCUUUUGUCGAUGGUGUCUGGAUUGAACAAACACUAUCUCUUCAACCUUCAUUUAAACAUAUCGUGUCUACCGAUUUCAAAGCCAAUUUGUCUUCCGUUGAUUUCCAGAACAAGGCUGUUGAAGUGAGCAAUGAAGUGAAUUUAUGGGCUGAAAAAGAGACUAAUGGACUCAUUAAAGAACUUGUUCCUCAAGGAUCAAUCGACAGCAACACCAGGCUCGUCUUUGCUAAUGCAUUAUACUUUAAAGGAAUAUGGAAUGACAAGUUUGAUGUUAGGUUAACAAAAGAUAAAGAUUUUCACCUUUUGAAUGGUAACUCUACCAAGGUUCCCUUCAUGAGGAGCUAUGAGAAGCAAUUUAUUCAAGCUUAUGAUAGUUUUAAAAUUCUCCGUCUUCCUUAUGCACAAGGCGAAGAUAAGCGCGAAUUCUCCAUGUAUAUUUUUCUUCCAAAUGAAAAAGAUGGAUUGUCAGCUUUGGUUGAGAAAGUGGCUUCCGAAUCUGAGUUACUUGAUCACAUACUUCCUUAUAAAAAAGUAGAAGUAGGUGACUUUAAGAUUCCAAGAUUCAAAAUUUCAUUUGGGCUUGAAACUUCUGAUGUACUGAAAGAAUUAGGAGUGGUUCUACCUUUCUCUACCGGAGGUUUGACGAAAAUGGUAGAUUCUCUUGAGGGUCAAAACCUUUGUGUGUCUAAUAUAUUUCAUAAGUCUUUCGUUGAAGUGAACGAAGAAGGCACAGAAGCUGCUGCGGCCACAGCAGCAAUUGCAGUAAAUAGCGCGAGGAUGAAUGAUCCAACUCCAGUAGACUUUGUAGCUGACCAUCCUUUCUUAUUUGUGAUUAGAGAAGACUUCAAUGGAACAAUCCUCUUUGUCGGUCAGGUGCUUAAUCCUCUUGCUGAACGAUCUUAGCCAUUCACCCUCUAUUAGAUUUCCGACAGAUGAAUAAAGAACUUGUUUUCUCA
Vicia villosa (hairy vetch) is the source of this 1265-nucleotide messenger RNA. RefSeq names its product serpin-ZX-like. The coding region runs from base 31 to 1212 and encodes 393 amino acids. The transcript is spliced from 2 exons. Gene Ontology annotation, molecular function: serine-type endopeptidase inhibitor activity. Lineage: Eukaryota; Viridiplantae; Streptophyta; Magnoliopsida; Fabales; Fabaceae. The record is from RefSeq and is a predicted model, not a curated record.